GAGGUAAACUGUGAUUUCUGUAUAGCUGACCUAAUCCACGGAAUAUUGCAAUUGUCCUUGCAAUGAAUCUUUUACCAUCGAUUUAAAAUUUCAGCCUUGUUCUUGCUGGAUGUCUUCAUUCAAGAGAAAAUCAGCUUCAAAGCAGCCCAGCCUCGCUCCUGGCACCCGUCUAUCUCCAUCGUCACCAUCGACCAUCAUCACUUCCACCGGUAUUCCUUCCCUUGAUGACAUCCUUGGUGGUGGUUUGCCUUCGUCCUGUUCAUUCAUCACAUUAGCGCCAGAUAGCCAUUCUGCCUAUGGAGAAUUAGUGCAGAAGUACUUCAUCGCACAGGGCCUAGCAACUGGACAGAAAAUAUGUGUCAUCGAUGACGACGCAGAGUUGCUUUUGAGAGAGUGCAUGUGGAUGCCAGGCAGUCCGUCCGCUCAUACGUCCUUGACCGUAGCGGAGGAUGAAGAUAACGAAAAAACCACUGAUAGUGGUGAUAAGAUUAAGAUUGCAUGGAGAUACGAGCAGAUGAAGAAGUUUCAGACGACUAUUACAUCAAAUUCAAUGCCCUCAGAAGAUUUUUGCUCCCCUCUUGAUCUGACUUGUCGAAUACCUCAGCCAACGCUUGACCUAGCGAAAGGAUCUGAACAGGUGCUAACAUAUCCGGUUAGCUCUGAAGAUGACGAAAAGUCCACACGGGGUGCCAUAAGAAACAUCAGGAAGGUUUUAGAUACUAUAGAGGGGCCCUCGUCUAGGCCCCUUCGAAUAUGCAUACCUUCUCUUGGAUCUCCACAGUGGGGAGAUAUGGAGCCGCAGGAUAUCUUACUCUUCUUAUAUCGUCUUCGGGCAUUGCUUCGCCAACACCCAACUACAUGCGCUUCACUUUCUCUCGCUCCUCAUCUAUGUACGGACGAAUGGGGCGGGACCGGCUGGAUACAAAAGGUAGGCUGCGACAAAUAUUCUGUGCUCCGUGGGCUAUCCUCUUCCGCCUCAGCGACAGGCGGAAGCGGUGAAAAUAAUCUUGCAUUCAAAUGUACGCGCAGGCGGCUUGUAUUCGAAACCCUGCACCUUGACUUGGAAGGCGGCGUUUCUGAAAGACGAACUGCACCUCCAACUGAGGGAACAGCUCUCGACGGCCCUGCCGCCCACACCUCCCUCGAGACCUUCACUUCAAAUCCGAAGCAGGCUCUUGCCACUAUCCAAGUAGAGUUGGAAGCUGUCAAGUCAUCAGCAGGUGGUGAUGUAGGAGCGGUUGAUAGUUUAGAAACAACAGAGCGAGUGGUGGCACCACCUACAAAGGGGAAAAAGCCCAAGAAAAAAGUAGCAUUUCACUCCGAGCGACCAGAUUUGUACGAUUUUUGAAGGUCAUGCAGUCUCCUCAUGUAGAGCGGCGAGAUUUACCCUACGAUCUGAUCUCUU
Molecule: messenger RNA, 1405 nt
Organism: Serpula lacrymans var. lacrymans S7.9
Lineage: Eukaryota; Fungi; Basidiomycota; Agaricomycetes; Boletales; Serpulaceae
Exons: 4
Coding region: 110-1348 (412 amino acids)
Biological process (GO): tRNA wobble uridine modification
Cellular component (GO): elongator holoenzyme complex; transcription elongation factor complex; cytoplasm
Source: RefSeq, a predicted model, not a curated record